AUGUUGUUGGCCUUGGAGAAAUCAGAUGAAAUAACACCGACCGACAGACGCAUGGCGAUAUCUCAAGAUACGUCUUUGGCGCGAUUCUAUGACCUCCCUAAGGCGCACAAAGACGGUGCUCCACACAGAGGUACUCCAACGUACGGACUGUCUAAGUGGCUGUUACGGUGUCUCAAUUUCCUGACCGCUGAGUCAGACACCACGGUCUCUCCGUCAGCACAAUUCCUGGAGAAACUCAAAAGGGUAAGUCCUCAUCCAAAUGAGGUCAUGGUAUGUUUUGAUGUUACGCCCCUUUCUACUUGUAUUCCCCAGGACCUGGCAAUCGAGAUAAUCGAGCUGCUUAUACAAAGAAAGUACGAUGAAACGGAGAAUAAUCUUGGACACGCUAAAGUCCUUCAGCUCCUGAAGUCCUGUCUCAGGACGUACUUCAAGUUCGACGGGACAAUCUAUGAACAGGUGAAGGGCACAACAAUGGGUUCGCCGAUUUCCGGAUUUAUCGCCGAGGUGGUCCUGCCACGGUUAGAUUCGCCGGUCUUCCAACACCACAGACCGGAGUUCUGGGCCCCGCCUGUGGAUGAUACCUUCGUCGUUAUCGACCGGGAUCAACUGAUGACAUUCAAGGAACAUCUGAAUGCGGUCUUCCCGGACAUACAAUUUACGAUGGAGGAGGAAGAGAACAACCAGCUGGCAUUCCUGAAUGUCCUCGUAUGCCGCAAGGAUUGUGGUGGACUAAAGACCAAAGUGUUAAGGAAAGCGACAAAUACGAUGCAAGUACUGUACUUCAAAAGCAACUCCCCAAUCAGUCACAAACACAGUUCUGUAAACAGGCUCCAUCGGCGUGUCAGAGCGCACUGA
Messenger RNA from Spirometra erinaceieuropaei, 855 nucleotides. Lineage: Eukaryota; Metazoa; Platyhelminthes; Cestoda; Diphyllobothriidea; Diphyllobothriidae. The record is from the annotation of a GenBank genome assembly.